AUGCUAGCUCAUGUCACCAUGAAGAUGCUACGUCAUGCCAAGUGCUUUCAGCGCCUGCCAAUUUCUGGUUCUGUGAGGGCACUGCAUAAAGAUAAUAGAACAGCAACCCCUCAGAAUUUCUUCAAUUAUGAAUCCAUGAAACAGGACUUCAAACUGGAGAUUCCAGAGUAUUUCAACUUUGCUAAUGAUGUCCUGGACCAAUGGACUGAUAAGGAAAAGGCUGGAAAGAAACCUUCAAAUCCAGCCUUCUGGUGGAUCAAUGGAAAAGGAGAAGAGGUGAAAUGGAGUUUUGAGGAAUUGGGAUUUCUGUCCAGAAAACUUGCCAAUGUACUUUCAGAAGCCUGUUCCCUACAAAGAGGAGAUCGAGUAAUUUUGAUUCUGCCCAGGGUCCCAGAGUGGUGGCUUACAAAUGUGGCCUGUCUGCGAACAGGGACAGUUUUAAUCCCAGGAACCACUCAGCUGACCCAGAAAGACAUUCUCUACAGACUUCAAUCUUCAAAAGCAAAGUGCAUUAUCACCAAUGAUAUUUUAGCCCCAGCAAUAGAUGCUAUUGCACCCAAAUGUGAAAAUCUGCACUCCAAGCUGAUUGUGUCACAGAACUCCAGAGAGGGAUGGGGGAACCUCAAGGAGAUGAUGAAACAUGCCAGUGACAGCCACACCUGUGUGAAGACAAAACACAAUGAGAUGAUGGCCAUUUUCUUUACUAGUGGAACAAGUGGAUCUCCGAAAAUGACUGGGCACACCCACAGCAGUUUCGGUUUAGGAUUAUCUGUAAAUGGAAGGUUCUGGCUAGAUUUGACACCCUCAGACGUGAUGUGGAAUACCUCAGAUACAGGCUGGGCAAAGUCUGCAUGGAGUAGUGUUUUUUCUCCAUGGAUCCAAGGAGCAUGUGUAUUCACACACUAUUUACCCCGUUUUGAGCCAACUUCUAUUUUGCAAACACUCUCCAAGUACCCCAUCACAGUCUUCUGUUCAGCACCAACUGCAUACCGAAUGCUUGUACAGAAUGAUAUGACGAGCUAUAAGUUUGAAAGCUUAAAGCACUGUGUGAGUGCUGGGGAACCAAUUACUACUGAUGUGACUGAACAAUGGAGAAACAAGACAGGCCUGGAUAUUUAUGAAGGAUAUGGACAGACUGAAACGGUGCUAAUCUGUGGAAAUUUUAAGGGAAUGAAAAUUAAACCUGGCUCAAUGGGAAAACCUUCUCCUGCUUUUGAUGUUAAGAUUGUAGAUGGAAAUGGCAAUGUUCUACCUCCUGGACAAGAAGGGGAUAUUGGCAUUCAAGUUCUACCUAACCGACCAUUUGGCCUUUUUACUCAUUAUGUAGAUAAUCCUUCAAAAACAGCUUCAACUCUACGAGGCAAUUUCUAUAUUACUGGGGACAAAGGGUAUAUGGAUGAAGACGGAUAUUUUUGGUUUGUUGCAAGAUCAGAUGAUAUCAUAUUAUCCUCUGGUUAUCGAAUUGGACCAUUUGAGGUAGAAAGUGCCCUGAAUGAACACCCUUCAGUUGCAGAGUCAGCUGUUGUCAGUAGCCCAGACCCCAUCAGAGGAGAGGUAGUAAAGGCUUUUAUUGUUCUGAACCCUGAUUACAAGUCACAUGAUCAAGAACAACUAAUAAAGGAGAUUCAGGAGCAUGUUAAAAAAACUACGGCACCUUACAAAUAUCCCAGAAAGGUAGGUAUCCUAAUUAUGAUGAGUAUUUGCUCAGUGUUACGGAAAAUUUCAACUGUUUAUUUUUACCUCUUAAUGACUAUUUUCUUCACUCAUGUUAUAUACCACAUGUCCCAAACUGAACUGAUGACAUGUGGGUGAGAAUCAGAAUCUUUGAGGUAAAAAUGAAACCCUAAACCUAUUUUGUUUGGUCCUUUGGACUUGCAGUAAAUACUUAAUACCAAGACAAAUUUCCUCAAUAAUACCCUUUUCCUUUCUUUGGUUGUUAUCCAAAACCCAUUCCAAUGGGUAUUCUAAUUCUUUCACCUAGAAUUCAUAAUUGAACUGCUAUAUAAUUGGCUUUAUGUAAAGACAAAAAUUUCCAGGCUAAUUUUCUUCCCCUUGAUGCCAACAGGUAGAAUUUAUUCAAGAGCUGCCAAAGACUAUCAGUGGGAAGACAAAAAGAAAUGAACUGAGGAAGAAAGAAUGGAAAACAAUUUAAAUGUGUUUCAUUAACUACCAUAUCGAUAAAACAAACACAUUAUCUGCCAAUCUCUAGAAACCACAAGAUGAUGGAGAGGUGAUAAAAACUGUGGUAUUAUGCUCAGAAACUGUUAAUUUAAAAUAUCUUGUAGUUAUGAUAUCAGAAGCUAAAUUUUGAAAUAAAAUGUUUGGUAAAUUCCUC
Molecule: messenger RNA, 2335 nt
Organism: Callithrix jacchus (white-tufted-ear marmoset)
Lineage: Eukaryota; Metazoa; Chordata; Mammalia; Primates; Cebidae
Source: RefSeq, a predicted model, not a curated record